CACAAACACACACAAACAAAUUAUCUCUUUCUCUCCUUCAUUCUCCACCGACCAGCAAAGUUGAAUUUGGGCAAAACCCAUUUUUACUUAAUCCUUGAAGCUUGCUAUCAAUACUAUGGGCACUUGAGCUCAAAGACUCCAUUUUUAUGGUACUGUGAAAAGGUUUGCUACUCAAGGUCCUCGUUUGCUGAGAGCUUCCACAGGUUAUUGACUUAUUGUCUACUCAGAGUGAAAGUGAAUGCUUGAAGUAGUGUGGCUCAAAUUGUUCCUUUCUUGAAAGAUGUCUAAGAAGAGAACUAUUGAUUCAUUCUUUAAGAAAAAAGAGAAAGAUAAUGAAGAAGCACAUCUUUUGUCUAAUUCAUCGAUUUCAAAUUUGGAUGCUAAUGUUGAAAGUUUCGUUGAGCUUGGACAACCACCACAAUCAACUAGUCAUUUGAUGGGGGUUACAGCCACACAUAGUCACUCUCCACAUGAUUCAAUAAAUAACACAAUUAGAUAAAUAACUUUUAAAAUAAAGAUUAAUCUCUAUGUAUCGAUGGUGUAAAAAGUUUUACACAGUAAUUCAACCACACCCUUCAAUUUCCUAUUUAAAAUAUCAUUAAAUUCAAAAUUAAUUAUAAACUAACAGAGUAGAGAAAUGUGAUUGCAUUAUUGUGUAAAACAUAUUUACACGGUUUCUCUUAAAAAAUGUCAAUGGUGUGUACUAAACUAAUAAUUAUUUGAGUUAUGAAAUUACCCUCCUGGAAGCCAAAAUUUCUUCUUUAUUUUCAUUCGUUUUUCUAAUGUGGAAUCUCCCUUUAGAAUUUCUUUUAUUCGUUUUUGAAUAUCGGUCGGAAUAUUAAUAUUUUUUCAUGUUAGAAAAAGAAGAAAAAGUUAAAGCAUGUUCUAGUUCUACUCUACUCUACUCUACUCUACUCUAGACUAGACUUAAAAAAAUAACUGUGGCGGUUCGGUUGAGUAUGUAGCGUGCAUCAUCAUCACCAUCACCAUCACCAUCACCAUCACCACGCUCACAACUUUAUCGGUUUGAGAAUUGAGAAAUCGGGAUUCGAAUUCGGAACCAAACACCGAUGCGAUGGUGGAAGUGAAGGGAACCAACUGGUGGAGAGACGAGCUAGCGAGUCUCGUCGAUGAUUCCGCCGCGCGGUACGACGACGGCGAUCCACCGGAGGAGAGCUUGAAGGAGCAGUUUGUAGGGUUCGUAAUGGCGUGGUGUGAGAUUCUGUUGGAGUUGGCGAGAGGUUGUAGGGAUAUCGUGCGUCAGAAUUUGCUUAGCGAGGAGUCUUUUGUUGUGAGGAAGCUUCGUGGACCUUGUGCUAAGGUUGCGAGUAGGUUGAGGUUUCUCAAUGAUUUUCUCCCUGAGGAUCGUGAUCCUGUUCAGGCUUGGUCUGUUGUGUUCUUCGUUUUCGUUCUUGCGCUCGCAGCUAUCAGUUUAGAUCCUGAUCGGGACACGAUAGCCCCUGGGGUGAAGGUGCGCCAGCAUCCUCCUAGUGCUAGUCGGGUACAACUUCCAGAUGGUAGAUACAUGGCUUAUCGUGAGCAAGGUGUUUCAGCGGAGACAGCUAGAUUUUCACUUGUUGCUCCCCAUUCUUUUGGCUCAUCCCGACUAGCAGGUUUACCUGGAGUUAAAGCAUCACUGCUUGAAGAAUAUGGUGUUCGCUUGGUCACAUAUGAUCUUCCUGGUUUUGGGGAGAGUGACCCACAUCCCAAUAGAAAUCUUAACUCAUCAGUUAUGGAUAUGCUGCAUCUAGUCAAUGCUGUCAAUGUUAGUGAUAAAUUCUGGUUACUGUGCCAUUCUAGUGGAUGCAUUCAUGCUUGGGCUUCUCUCAAAUAUAUUCCCGAGAGAAUUGCAGGUGCAGCUAUGUUGGCUCCUAUGAUUAAUCCAUAUGAGUCACACAUGACUAAGGAUGAGAUGAAAAGAACUUGGGAGAAGUGGCUACCAAGAAGGAAAAUGAUGUACUCCUUGGCUCGUAGGUUUCCGAAACUUCUCUCUUUUUUCUACCGGAAAAGCUUCUUGCCUGAAAAGCAUGAUGAGAUUAGUAAGCAGCUAUCUAUUAUACUUGGAAAGAAGGAUAAACUUCUGAUUGAAGAACCAGAAUUUGAGGAAUUUUGGCAGAGGGAUUUGGAGGAGUCAGUUCGUCAGGGAAACAUACACCCAUUUAUAGAGGAAGUUGUCCUGCAGGUAUCAAAUUGGGGUUUUGACCUUGAAGAACUUCAUGUGCAGAAGAAGUGUCAAACCAGAGGCAUUCUUCUUUGGCUGAAAUCCAUGUAUAGUCAGGCGGAAUGUGAGUUAGUAGGAUUUCUUGGCGUUACACACAUAUGGCAGGGAAUGGAUGAUAGGAUUGUCCCACCAUCAAUGAUGGAGUAUAUAGAACGUGUUUUGCCAGAAGCUGUCAUCCAUAAGCUUCCAAAUGAGGGUCACUUCUCCUACUUUUUUUUCUGUGAGAAGUGCCACAGGCAGAUAUUCACCACACUCUUUGGAAUUCCUCAAGGUCCGGUUGAACGACAGGAGGAAACUGCACUCGAGGAAACCAAGGAAGAGGUUUUACAAGUAUCUGUUUGACUGUUUCUAAUGUGAAAUGACACGUAACUGCUGAUAUACACGACAUAGGUUGGUUGUAAAUAUUCCACAGGCGGCUCCACUGCUCGUUGGAGCUUGAAAGAUGAGAAUGUUCAUUACAUUACAUCAGUCCCAAAAAUUUCGGACCGUAAGAACUUUUGGAGAUAUAGGUAAGCACAAUUAUAGCACGUUUGGAUAGCUUAUUUUUCCUCAGAAUCAGUUUUGGUAUCUAAAAGCUAUUCAGAGAUAUUUCUCUCCAGAAUUGAUUGUGAAAGAAUUUCCUAACAUGUUAUUAGCAUUGCCUUAGCAAAUUGUAUCUUUUAAAUCCUGCCUAGUUGGUUUCAAUUCUACUUGUAAUAAUUUUUUUCCUUUUCAACAGUCAAUACUGGACGUUCUUCUGGUUA
Lotus japonicus is the source of this 2964-nucleotide messenger RNA. RefSeq lists its product as uncharacterized. Lineage: Eukaryota; Viridiplantae; Streptophyta; Magnoliopsida; Fabales; Fabaceae. The record is from RefSeq and is a predicted model, not a curated record. The transcript is spliced from 8 exons. The coding region runs from base 1076 to 2563 and encodes 495 amino acids.